AUGAACACGGUACUUCGUUCGUUUCUCAGAAAAUUUGCUCUAGUUUUCUUCGAUGACAUCCUUAUUUAUAGCAAGGAUCUUAUUAGCCACAGAGGUCAUUUGCAAAAUAUUUUUGAGGUAUUGAGACAGCACAGUUUAUUGGUAAAUAAAAAGAAGUGUUGUUUUGAAGCAACGAGUAUUGAGUACCAUGGCCACGUUAUUCCUACCGAAGGGGUGGCGGCUAAUCCUAAGAAACUCAGAGAUAUGCUUGACUGGCCUCCACCAAAAGAUAUUCGCAGCUUGAGGGAUUUCUUGGGCUUAACCGGAUAUUAUCGGCAUUUUGUAAAGGGGUAUGGUGCUAUUGCUGCUCCUCUCACCCAACUUCUCAAAAAGGACUCUUUUACUUGGGGUAAGGAUGCUGAAUCUACUUUUCAAAUGCUCAAAACAGCUAUGGUUUCAGUUCUGGUUUUAGCUGUUCCAUGCUUUUCUAAACCUUUCCAACUGGAAACCAAUGCAUCCAGAAAGGGAGUGGGUGCUGUCUUGAUGUAG
Molecule: messenger RNA, 528 nt
Organism: Arachis stenosperma
Lineage: Eukaryota; Viridiplantae; Streptophyta; Magnoliopsida; Fabales; Fabaceae
Exons: 1
Coding region: 1-528 (175 amino acids)
Source: RefSeq, a predicted model, not a curated record